Molecule: messenger RNA, 435 nt
Organism: Sungouiella intermedia
Lineage: Eukaryota; Fungi; Ascomycota; Pichiomycetes; Serinales; Metschnikowiaceae
Source: the annotation of a GenBank genome assembly
AUGUAUAUAUUCUUAGCACUCCUAUCGGUUGUUGGAAACGCAGUUGCAACAUACACUUUCGGUAACUUGGGCAAUCACAAUGAGCUGGAAAUUCUGAGUUGUUUGGAGUCUUGCGGCAUAGAUUGUGAUGUGUAUGUGCAUGUUGACGACGUGCUAUUCAAGGACCACAUAUCAAUAGUGACUUUAUACUCAUGUAUUGAAGACCAUAACAGGGCAGAUAAGUGUUUUUCUCAAUGCUUAUUUGGUGAGUAUGAUAUCAGGCGUCUGAGUCUCUUGACUGAUGAAGCCUAUAUGCGUGUGGUGGGUUAUGACAGUGCGCUGUAUGGAUUACGUGCGAUUGGUUCGGAUAUUGAUCAUUACACACCUUGGCCCGACACGGAUGAUGAGGAAUGGGAGGGCGGCGAAGAUGCUGUUUCAGAUGGCAUAAGCGGGUAA